Molecule: messenger RNA, 1139 nt
Organism: Panicum virgatum (switchgrass)
Lineage: Eukaryota; Viridiplantae; Streptophyta; Magnoliopsida; Poales; Poaceae
Product: RNA-binding protein 12-like
Exons: 2
Coding region: 218-1000 (260 amino acids)
Source: RefSeq, a predicted model, not a curated record
AGACGAUCAGAGGUGGAACGUAUGUACAACAUAACUCGGCGGUUGAUAUAUUCAAAAUCUCGCUCGCUUGACCCUGGUACCAUGUUAGCAAGCCACACCAGUGCACCACCAUUUCACGCAUCACGAGUUCACGACUCUUCUCGAUCCUCCGAUCCGCAUCUAUAAACACCAUCGCAGACGGAGACAUAGCAGGGCGUCUCCCCGAUUCCACGAGAAGAUGGGCACUACGACGAACUCUUCUUGCUUGCUCCUUGCUUUGGUGCUGCUCUCUUCCUUCUUCCACUGCUACUACGCCGCCAACCAUGGCCGGAGGCACGCACGCCCACCACGGAUAGCUGCCGUCGUCGUCGGCUCUGUCGUGCACUCCGGAUCAGAGGCCACAAACGCCAUCCCUGCAGGCACCCUGGUAGCAGUCCGCUGCCACGACGGGAACGGCCGCACGGUCUUCCGGAAGGAAGCCGUCACCGGCCGCCUCGGCAGGUUCCACGUCCACCUAGCGCAGGAGGCGAGCGGCCGGCUCCGGUUCGUCACGUCCUGCUCGGUCCACCUCCAGCACCAGUCGAACAACGCGCAGCCGUGCGCCGAAACAGCGACCUCCAGCGGGCUCCGUCCCGUCGCCUCCAAGAGCGGCAGCGCUCGCGUCUUCUCCGCCGGCGUGUUCCCCGUCCGUGCACCGGACCUCUGCGGCCGAAAAGGCAUCUUCUUCCCUCCGGUCCCCUUGGUGCCGGAGCCGCCGAACAUCGGCGGCGUGCCGAUCCCACCGAACCCGAUCACGCCAGCGCCGCCGUCUCUAGUGCCACCGAUCUUCCCCACACCGUCUCCGCCGUCCAUCCUGCCACCGCUUGUCCCACAGCCACCGCCGUCCUCGAUAAUACCACCGCUGUUGCCGCCGUUAGUUUCCGCGCCGCCGCCGCCACCCCCGCCCCAGCUUCUUCCUCCCCUGUUCCCUGGCGUACCGCCGUCCUCCGCUUCCAAGAAUCGAUGGGCGGGGAGUCCUUGAGAAAAACCUCGAGUCUCAAAGGUGUUGUCGUGCACGUAUACACUAUAUAUAUUAAUCUUGGUUAAUGUCAUGUUCUGUGUACUGUCCGUUAAAUUGAAAUAGGAUAUAACAAUAUGUCCAUUCAAAUUUACUGCUCAAA